AUGGCAAUGGCCAGACUUCAUAAACACGAUCCAGAUUGUACAAACUUAAAACACGUGAAUGUGAACGACAAUGUAUGUCAAUCAUCACGAAAAAAGAAACAGAAACUAAAUCACGCCCAUUUAAGUGAUUCUCGAGGCAGCUACCAAUCAGGAACAAAUAUACCCCUUCUGCCACGCACACAACUGGUCUCCAUCACAAGCGAUGAUAUUGUAGAAUGCGAUAAUUUUCCAACGAGGAACGUUCUUCCUGCAGCUCAGCUAUUUUACAAUAAUAUACAGACAAGAGAACUUCCUCCAACACCACCACAAGGGGUGUCGCUAGAUGACUUGCGAUGUUCACUGUCAAAGUCCUCAAGCUGCGCGUCCUGUGGCUGCUCCGGACAUUCUGUAAGGGAAGAAAAACACUUCAAUAAAAGGCACUAUCUAACUUGCAUUGCUGCAGUUUCUCUUCUCUUCAGUGUUGUUUCGUGCAGUAUCGCCAUUCAUGGCUUUGUUUUCAAGAAAACACCCUCAUGGGAAACGAUGACGAUCAAGGAAGGUGUUUAUGAGACCUGCGUCCCGUGUGUCCAGCUCUUGGACAAUGAUGUGUUAAGUGCUGGCUUGCAGAAUCAGUUGACCAAGAAGAUGAGGGACGGGAAACUUAUCUGCUGUGCCAACACUGGUGGUCAGAUGUCGGCACUCGUACAGCUGAUAAUGAAGCAGAAAACUGUCAAUGUGGUCACAUCGCCUGCACAAAGUGGACUCAAGUUUACACCGGUCAGUGCUCACAAACACCUCCAGCCGUGGAUUUCUUAUGACACAGAAGAGCUCAAGUUUCCUGACAGACACUAUCAUCUGAAGCUACGUGCCGCCAAUGAUGGUGCCAGUUGGGACCAUGCCCGACACGUGACAGCUACAAAUAACAGUCUGCAAAUUCUGUUUUCUGGCUGGUAUUUGGUCUACUCCAGUGUCUACUUCAGACCCAGGACAAACAAGAUGUGUGGACAGUUACGUCAUCAGACUUGGGGACAUUUCGUCAGCAGAAAGAGUCGUACCAAAAGCUCGACUUCAGGAAUUUUGUUGCAGUCAGCUCACACUUGCUGUGACAGCUGUAGAGACGACCAUCACACCAGUUACACAGCGGGUGUUUUCCUCCUGGAGGCCGGUGACGAUGUCUAUGUGGAGGUCUCUGGCAGCGGCUUGGUCAUGUUUGACGAAGAGACCAGUUAUCUGGGUCUGGCCAUGCUGGGCAGUUGGAGUUCUGCCAGGAGUCAGUGA
Molecule: messenger RNA, 1257 nt
Organism: Candidula unifasciata
Lineage: Eukaryota; Metazoa; Mollusca; Gastropoda; Stylommatophora; Geomitridae
Source: the annotation of a GenBank genome assembly